Messenger RNA from Arctia plantaginis, 744 nucleotides. The record is from the annotation of a GenBank genome assembly. Lineage: Eukaryota; Metazoa; Arthropoda; Insecta; Lepidoptera; Erebidae.
AUGGCGGGUUUCUUGUUUCUUGUGUUGAUGCAGUUUAUUUGGAGUUUUGGACCAGUACAGGCUGUUAGAGGAGGCGGCGCAUACUCAUACUCCGACUCGUCCGGCCAUAGAUACAGCGGCACUUACGAUCUGAAGCCCGACGGCCAGAUCGUUCACAGUUCUGGCGACCCCGUGCCUUUCUCGGACACUGCACUACCAGGGUAUGGAUACGGCUUCAACCCCGGAUAUCAAGGAGACGACUUCUACCCGACAUAUUUCUCGAAUCUAGAGAAUUUACUCCAAGAGGUGUUCCAAUCAAACAUUGAAAAUCAGAGGCUAGCGUACAACGCAGCAAGAAAAGCCUUUGAUUUAUCAUCGAAUGAAGAUUACUUUAAUCAUUUCGCCUCCAGGUUGCCGCCUUUCCACGACUUCAAUAGAUUCAGAGAAGAGAUUCCUAGCUUUCCUAGAUACCCCAACUUUGCGAUGCCGAACUUCCCGAACAGUGCCUUCGCCAGCUCCUCUCUAGGACCAGGAUUUAGACGACAAAUAGCUGCAAUAAACCCACAAAAUCCGCUGUCGAAUAACGUGAACAUUAACAAAGUGAGCCACUUCUCGGAUUCCCCCGGGCGUGGUGGAUACUAUGGUGUCUCCAGCAAAUCCUACGCAUCAUCUUCAAACGUCAACGGCCAAGAAUACAACCGCAGGGGAGCCAUAACCACAGUCGAUGACAAUGGCAAAGUGACCUCAUACAAGGUCGAAAGUUAA